Molecule: messenger RNA, 372 nt
Organism: Mesoplodon densirostris (Blainville's beaked whale)
Lineage: Eukaryota; Metazoa; Chordata; Mammalia; Artiodactyla; Ziphiidae
Gene: NPS
Product: neuropeptide S
Biological process (GO): neuropeptide signaling pathway; positive regulation of synaptic transmission, GABAergic; positive regulation of synaptic transmission, glutamatergic
Cellular component (GO): extracellular region
Source: RefSeq, a predicted model, not a curated record
AUGCCCAUUGGUGAGCAAGGACAGAACAGGCUUCCUGGAGAAAUUCCAUGUCCUGGAGAGAAAAGGAGGCCACUGCAGACUUUCCUGAGAUUUUUUUUUCUACUCUGCAGCUCAUUAAAAUCCAAUCUUAUUCUAUUUCUGUUGAUUUCUACAAUGCAUGUGUUUUGGUGUCAUCCAGUUCCAUCUUCUAAGGUGUCUGGAAAAUCUGACUACUUUGUCAUUUUGCUGAACAGCUGCCCCACGAGGAUGGGCAGGAGAGAGGGACUGGAUUUUCUAAAGCCAAUUUUGGAGAAGACACUUAUGAAAAGGUCCUUUCGCAAUGAAGUUGGCACAGGAAUGAAAAACACUUCCUUUCAAAGAGCAAAAUCAUGA